AGACAAAAGUUCUGAAAGACGUGUAAAUAGAGCACACCUUCCUAUUAAAGACUGGUGACAUUUGUCUGCCAAGCUCAACCCUCCAGCCUUAUUAUUUAUAGUCGGCUCGUUGGAUGAAACUGAAACCCUUCAAGCCAAAUACAGAAAGAAUGGAAGAUAGUGUAACUGAAGGUGAGAGCAUUAUGCAUCCAAAAGAAGACACGCAUCCUGAAGAAGAUGAGACAGAUCAUGGUAAUGAUCAAGUUGUAGUAGAAGAAGAGCAUAGAGGAUUUCUAAACCAAAUUGUGUCUAGCUUCGUCUGUAAAGUGGAAGCUGCUGCUGACGAUGUUAAUAAAGAAAGAGAAGAAGAAAAGCACUUGAAAAUAGAAGAGAAGAAGGAAGAGAUUAGUAAUAAUAAUAAGGGAGGUGGGAUCUUGGAUAAUCUUAUAUCUCACUUGGUUUCUCCAUCGAGUCCAAAAGCAGCUGCAGCAGGUGCCCAAGUUCUCUCAAAAAAUGAAGAAAAAGAAAAGGGCAAAGGUCAAGAAGAAGAAGAAGCAAAGGCAGUGAAGUUUGAUGAAGAAAAUGACGAGAAAGUGAAUACUGAAAAGGAAGGUGGUGGAGGAGGUAUCAUUGAUAACAUUGUUUCCCACUUUCCUACUUCUCUUCCAGAUGAUGCUGUUCCAACAACCGACGAGGUCUCCAUUCUAAUUCACUCCAUUAUCCAUGACUGAAAAGAAAUUUUUUUUUUUUUUUCUGAUUGUUCAUUUUUAGAUGUAAGAGGGAUUUUGAUUUUUUUUUUCUUUUAUAAUGUAUUUUAUGUAAUUUACUAGUUCAUUUUUGUAUUCCAGAUGUUCCCUUUUUUUAUGAACAUAUUGUCGCAAAGCA
Molecule: messenger RNA, 864 nt
Organism: Ricinus communis (castor bean)
Lineage: Eukaryota; Viridiplantae; Streptophyta; Magnoliopsida; Malpighiales; Euphorbiaceae
Product: cilia- and flagella-associated protein 251
Exons: 2
Coding region: 114-710 (198 amino acids)
Source: RefSeq, a predicted model, not a curated record